Molecule: messenger RNA, 1240 nt
Organism: Juglans regia (Persian walnut)
Lineage: Eukaryota; Viridiplantae; Streptophyta; Magnoliopsida; Fagales; Juglandaceae
Product: BTB/POZ and TAZ domain-containing protein 1-like
Exons: 3
Coding region: 209-919 (236 amino acids)
Cellular component (GO): nucleus
Molecular function (GO): protein binding
Source: RefSeq, a predicted model, not a curated record
AGGGGGUCACUGUUGCCGUUAGAUGGCCCUAGAAUGGUAGAUUAUUCAGAUCUGACAACAUCCGACGGUUGAAAGAAGUUUCAGUAUUUGAAACCGUUUAAAUUUUAAACUUCUCAAUCAGAUUUUUGGUUCACGAUGUGUUCCAUUUAGGUUAGGGUCUCGUGGAUUGCGAUGUAUCUGUUGAUCACCUGGACUCUGUUUCUGAGUUAUGGAGCAGUUUAUCAAGGUGAGAUUUGGAGAUGCUCCUUGCGACUCGUUUAGUGUCGAUGUUGAUGAAAAUGGAAAAUUGGGGCUUGACGUAUUGGGUUUAAGGACAAAGAUCCUCAGUCGCCUAAAAUUACCUCCUGAUGCUGAUCUUGUCCUGACAUAUUAUGAUCUAGAAGGUGAUGUGGUAGCACUUCAUGAAGAUGGUGAUCUGCAUGCAGUGAUGGAAAGGCGUCCAGAAUUUUUGAGCAUUUGCGUACAAAUGAGGCUUAAAAAAAAGAAGAGAAGAAGAAGGCAGGAGGAGGAUCAGACAACAUAUUUAAAACUCAGUGAGGCAAUGGAGUGUUUAGAACACAUAUGCACGAGAGGGUGCACAAUUGUUGGGCCGUAUGACAUGGAGCCAACUAAAAUGAAGGGGCCCUGUAGCAAGUUCUCCACAUGUAAAGGUGUCCAGCUCUUAAUUCAUCAUUUUGCCACGUGUAAGAAGAGGGUAAAUCACGGGUGCUUAAGAUGCAAGCGGUUGUGGCAGCUUCUAAGAUUGCACUCUUCAAUCUGUGACCGGCCUGAUUCUUGCAGAGUUCCUCUUUGCAGGCAGUUUAAGUUGAGAAUGCAGCAGGAGGAAAAGAAGGAUGAUGCAAGGUGGAAGUUGCUGACCCGGAAAGUUUUGAAGGCCAAAAUCAUAUUAUCCCUUAUCUCUGCCCCAUUGGAAAAUUGAGGAGCUUCAAGAAACCCAGAAUUAUCGGGUAUUAGAAGUUUCAGAUUAUAUAAUUGAUCAUUACAGUAGAACAAGAUUUACUGCUAACUAGUAAUAUUGAAUCAUCAAGUACCCCAAGAGAAUGCAUUUGGGUUGUGCUUUCCUGUUUGAAAUCUCUGCAGAAAAUGUAAAUUCCUUACAGCUGGGAGAUUGGAGAUUUGUGUUGCACGAAUAAUAAAUCACUGGCAAGCUUUGUACACUAAAAUAAUUAGUCGUUACAUUAAUUUGCCUUUGUUUGAGUCCAUCAUUUAAAUGUUUGUAUCCCAACCUAUUUCGAACCAG